This is a messenger RNA of Mucor mucedo, 2395 nucleotides long. RefSeq lists its product as uncharacterized. The record is from RefSeq and is a predicted model, not a curated record. Lineage: Eukaryota; Fungi; Mucoromycota; Mucoromycetes; Mucorales; Mucoraceae. Gene Ontology annotation, molecular function: glycosyltransferase activity. The coding region runs from base 475 to 2283 and encodes 602 amino acids. The transcript has a single exon.
CAAAUAAAAAAAGAGAUGGUGCGAAAAGAAAGUCAUGCGAUUGCCAUGGGAACAAUACAAGAAGACACUUCCCCGAGUUUUAUACGACAACGAGGUUUACUUGACCAAAAUGCAACGGUUGCGCCAAAUGCGUCACUCUCAUUCUUUACACCGCCAAGUGCAAGAAAGCGGUGGCGUUGGUGGGAUUAUAUGGCCGUCUUGUUUGUCUGCAUAGCCUUUAUAGAAAUCAUUAUUUUAAUCACCAAUGCGAUUCUCUUGUCUCUGGCCUCACGACCUGUUACAUUUAGUAAGAAUAUGCCCUCCUUUUUUUUAUAAAUGUUAUAUCCUCAUACACAAACUUAAUUGUAUCUUACAUGAAAAGCGAUUCGAAAUUACCCCAAGAUUUUGUAUAGACCAUUGGAUACAACGGUGCCGAUUGAAUUAGCAACGGACAGCACGGUAUAUCAUGUGACCAAAGAAUUCGGUCCAGCCACCAUGGGCGGGAUGGGCAUGGUAUUGACAGCCAUCACGCAAGCGCAAUUACACACGGGCAAAAUCACCCCUUACGUCGUGUUACCAUACUAUUCGAUCCUGAAAACCCAAGAACAAUAUCCAAUCAAAAAGACGGUGGAUCUUGUGAUUACAAUGAACAACGAAAAGGGAAAGAUGCAACAGGUUGAAUUUAAAGUAUCCGAGCUCGUGUAUGAUUUUCAUCCGAUUGAUGGAUUCGAAUUAUUACCAGCCGAAGAGAAAUUGGCCUCAAUUAAAAGGGCACGGACGUCACCCAACAGCGUCAAGGUUUAUCUGAUCGGUCCUGCUAAAUCCGGUAUCUUACGUAAGGCCUUUCGAGCCAGUUCCAUUACACAAAUUUAUUCUUCGCCCAAGGAUUUGCCUCAGGAAUGGAAGGACAAUUACUUUGAUAAAGCAGUGGCUUCCUUCAUCACUUGGAAAUCAGCGGGUAAACAUGAACAGUCCUUAUUUGAUCCUUUGCAUGUAGCUCAACCUCGCGUGGAUAUCGUUCAUUUGCAUGGAGCCACCAAUGCCUAUAUUGCUAAAUAUCUAAAAGAAUAUGAAAAGCAAACAGGACCCACACCCCCUUCCAUUAUUUACACUAUGCAUGAUUAUUUGGAUGAAUUACAGUAUACCAACCUACUAGAAAAUGUAGAGAAAUUCUCCAAUACACCUUUUACAAAGCAAGAGUUGGCUCCGUAUACGUUUGGCACAGAUAAGGUAUUUAUGUCCCCUUUAGCCAUUGAUUUGGCAGACCGUGUGACGUUUGUUAGUCAGAGCAUGGCAAAAGAUAUGGUGGAAGGAAGACUGGAUUUCUAUUUGAAGGAGGUUGUCAUGGAGAAUUUAUUACGCAAAGCAGAACGGGGUCAAUUUUUUGGGAUUAGCAACGGACUCGACUUUGAGGGUGGGGUAAAUCCUUUUACCGAAUCCAAAUUAAUCGAUCAUGGAUUAAAUUACCCUAGUUAUGCAAAGGCAUUGAUCGAUAAGAAGGAUGAUACGACACCCCGAGAGUGGACCUUAUCCAUGCAAGACAGUGAUUAUGUGACGGACACCAAGAAAAGAGCCAAAGCUUACUUGGUUGAAAAGGGCAUACUUCAAUCUGCAGACUUGAAUAGACCUCUUGUAUUAUUUGUUGGUCGAUUUCAAUACAAUAAAGGUUUGGAGACAUUUGAGGAAGCAACGCGUCUUUUCAAGUCGCACAAUAUGAAGUUCGCGAUUCUUGGUCAACCAAAUAAUUACCCUUUAAAAUGGGUACAACAACUGGCCGAGAAUCAUCGAGAGGAUGUGGUGUUAAUGACCCACACGGAAGAACAACGCGACUGGUUGAUUUAUUUCAGAGCGGCUGCUGAUUUUGUCUAUGUACCUAGUAUUACCGAGAGUUUUGGUCUGGUGGCAGCAGAAGGAUUAUUGUUUGGGUCGGGUGUAAUCUCUACAGGUACAGGUGGGAUGGGAGAGUUCUUGGUGGAUAGACAGGUGGAUGAAUAUACAGCUGAUGUAUUUGUAAAAGAAAAGACAGUUCAAAGUGCAUAUCGGUUUAAUGCAUAUCUAUUUGAUGCAACAGCUAAGCAAGGCAAUCAUCAGUUAUCUGAUGCGGUAAGACGUGCAGCCAAGGACUAUGCACAGAUGGAGCUAAUCCAAUCUUUACAUGAGGAAUAUGUGCUGAGAAUGAUGACGAGUGCCUAUGCCUUGGGCUGGGAUGGAGGGAAUGAAAGAGGACCGGUGUAUGAUUACCUCCGUGUGUAUCAACAGGCCAUUCAAGAGAAGCGAGAAUCUAGCGCUUUCGAUUUACAAUAAGAACCAUAAUAAUAUUUACUAGACAUAUAAUUUUUUUAAUAGAAAGAAUAAAAAGAACACGGUGGAAAAGAGUGUUUUCUAGAACAUUUAUUUCUGCCGGACCAAAAAAAAU